Messenger RNA from Adineta ricciae, 981 nucleotides. Lineage: Eukaryota; Metazoa; Rotifera; Eurotatoria; Adinetida; Adinetidae. The record is from the annotation of a GenBank genome assembly.
AUGCAAGGUAAAGAGUCACAUGGCGAUGAAAAUAUAGACGAUCAAUGUACAGGUGAUCCCACAGCGCCAUUCAAUGAAAUUGAAGCAUUUAAUAAUAUCUGGGAAGCUUUGCGAUGGAAACAAAUACGAACACGAGUGCCCAUAUGCUUCAAAAAGACGAUACGCAAUCGUUAUAUGCUUGCUAAUUUAAUUUAUUUUGGUUAUGCUAUCGGAAUUCUUGUAAUUGACUUCAAUCCGGUUGUUAAUGGAACAGCCGGCACUGAUAAUUCUUGUCCGGCAACCGGUGUCAGUCUUGACGAUCCUAUAACACCAAAUGAUGUGACAAAUAAGAUGUAUCUCGGUUUGGGCGUUGUUCAUCUUGCAUCAGCCUUUUUAUAUUGGUGGGCAUGGGAUAAUCGAUCAUGGCGAGAUAUCAUUAUGAUACCAGAAUAUUUGAAUCAUAUAGAAGCAGCAUUAUAUAUAUGGUCAGCUGCUUGGUAUCCAAGAGAAGAUACAUAUGGAGGUUAUUACACUUUGGCAAUUCAUAAAAUUGAAAUGACAGCAGCAACUGUCGAGUUAGUUGCUUCAUUCGGAUGGAUAAUGUCUUGGUAUAUGACUUAUACACGAACACUUGGCCGUGGUUUUACACUAGAUGAUCCUGAUGUGAUUGGAUUCUUAGCAACAACGAUCUCGUCAUUCAUUUAUAUGACAUACAAUAUUCAAAUCAACGUUGAUCCAACGCAAUAUGGUAACAAUUAUUUGUAUACCUAUGGAGAUAUUGUUUAUUUUGUUGGUGCGUGUUACUAUAUAUUCGCUUGUUUACGUGAUGAUCAUUGGUUUUGGUUUCUUCCAUCAAGUGGACAGUACGGUAUUGCAGCAGGCAAAACUCGCGUUCAACCAAAAGUUUUGCCACAAUUUGGAAAGCCGCCAGUAUUAAUGUGCGGUUCGUGUAGAAAGCGACCGAAAGUCGCUGUCAUAGAUGUCAAAGAAGAACAAGCAUAA